Messenger RNA from Ictidomys tridecemlineatus (thirteen-lined ground squirrel), 7626 nucleotides. Lineage: Eukaryota; Metazoa; Chordata; Mammalia; Rodentia; Sciuridae. The record is from RefSeq and is a predicted model, not a curated record.
CGAAAAUCAGAGUUGGACUGUAACACCCCCUGCGCCUAGAGGGCAACCAUGGCCGAGGAGAGCGCCGACGUUCCCCGGGAGUUGAUAGGUAAGGUCGCGCGGAGGCUGUUUCCAUCUUCCUCUGCGUCCUCCUCCCCUCCCCUUCCCGCCUCUGCCUCCUGCGGGUCCCCCGAGUCCCCGUGCUCCUUGGGUCGCAGCGGUGGUGGGCAGGGUCGCUGGGGGGCGCCGGGAAGUUUGCGCCCAUCUGAUUGCUGGGAGAGCCCGAGGCCGGAGAGGGAGGGCGGGGGCAGAGUCGGGCGCCCGGGAGGGGCCGGUGGGCUGGAGCCCCGGGCGCUGGUCCUGCCUGACCCGCGGGUGCAGCCGCAGAGAGCAGGCGGGGGCAGCUCACGCUCCGAAAGCGAGGGAGACGCUUUACGCUGCCCUAAACUCUGCAAAGUCCGGGAAAGCCUGGCACCAGGACAGCCGGCGACAGCACAGCAGGUCGUCCUGGCCCGCGUCGGGCACCCUCCAGAAACGGCCCGCAUCCUGUGCCCCCUAGCCGGCAGCCCCGGGAGGAGGACUGCUCCGCGUAACCACUGGGCCCGGCAAGGCGUGGCGUAGAAGGGAGCUGGGAGCGAAAGGGUUACAGGGCUGACGCAAACUCCGGCCAGGAAACUGAGGGUUAAUGAUAACAGCCUUAUUUUAAUGAUUAACCUACCGAUCCCCCCAUCUCUUAGGGAACCAGUGUGUGGUACCCGGUGCAAGGUGACCCAUUGUUUGAGGCCCUGGAGGUUAUUCUCCUUUUGGGGGGGUGGGGCCUGAAUUUUAAGUCUUGGGGUUUAACUUAAUUAUCUGGAGGGUUAAAACGAAGACCUAAAUAGGCUGCGGGAGUGUUUGCACGUGUGCGUAGCAUGUUGCGUUGUAGCCCAGGGACGGCGUCUGGGUGUGCGGUGUGUUUUGAGCCCUAGUGACCUAUAUUCCGCACUGUAUGGUCGGUCCUUGGCACACUGCGCACCUACAGCUCCAAGGAGGUUGUGUAGUCGGUGCUGGCCAUAAGCGCAAGUUCCAAGCGCCCAUCAUCUCUGUGUGGAACCUGCCCCUCUGUUGCCCUUGUGGCCUUCAGACUUCAGACGACUAUGCCUGGCCUUCCCACGGUAACUUCCAACUCGGCAGGUGGAACUGGACGUGAAGAAGCUGUUGCUAGUUUUGUAUGGAAAUUCCUGCUUUUGCUGAAUUAAGAAGAAAAAGAACCCAAAUAAACCAGACCCUCUACCCGAAUUGAGAGUGUGAAGACUCUUCUGCACACACCCCCUCCCAUCACUGUCCCCUUUCUCUCCUCAGUUAGUUGGGUCUCUUCCUGAGACCCAGCCUCAGUCUCUGUUGGAGUGAGUGACCCCUCCGGUUCUGGGAGGCCCAGACCUUUCACGCCCCUACCGGAAGAGGAAGCUAACCCUGAGGGCUCUGAAGGUGCCUCCAAGAGAGGGUAGAGGUUCAGUGUCCCGGAGCCUGGCAGUGAGCAGUUUUGGUGAUGAGACUUGGGAAGGAGUAAAGGAUGCAGUGGGAAUAGGUAUCUGGUUUAAACUGAUGGUUCUCAAAUAACUUUGGCAUAUUGUAAAAGUUGAGUUUGACCCUUAUUUUGAAAGGGAACUUUUGUAUCCUCAAUGUUGCCUAUCUUAGGUAUCUCUCAACCAAGCGACUUGCUUUUGUAAUAUGCCCACGGUGACCUUUCUAGGUCUCUAAGUGGUCUGGUUGGGCUGGGAUGGAGAGAUUGCUGCCCUUUCUUUCUGAUUCAGGUGCUCAUGAGAGUUCUGUGGUGAGCAGUUCAAAAUGGUGACCAAGGGGAGGCCUAGUAGAGUCUCUCAGUCAAUCCCCCAAGGUAUCUAAAUAAUGUGUUAUCUUUCCAAUUAUGAAACCAAUAAGGCUUUUUGUAGAAAAAAAAUAAGUACAAAGAAGAAUAGGGUAUAUGUGACCCACGUCACCACUCCCCGAUAGGUAGGUUUAAUCUUUUGGCAUAUGCCUUCCCGGUUUCUCUCCGUAUUCCAAAGUCCGUUCAGAUGCCUGUCUCCCACAGUGCCUUCUGAGGGAGGAAGGAAUACCCAGUCCUGGUGAGAUAACGGCUGCACAGAGGACUCACGGUGUGGGAGCUCGUGGACGUGUCCCCUCCCCUCCACAUGCCAACUUGCUGCCUUCCUGGGACAGGACGUCCUGGUGCCAUGGUCACUGCACGCUGACAAUGCCCUUCUCUCCUCUCCAUUCUCAUUAACUCAGCAGCGCUGAACUCUGGUGGUGAUGGAUUCCUGAUAAGUCGGUUUGAUCACCCCUUCAUAAACUUAGUUAAUUGUUAAACUACACAGCACACUGUAUUUGGUGUGUGAUCCAAAACAUUAAUUGAAACCCACUGUGCAAACAGAGGCAGACACCCUCCUGUUCUCUUCCUGCGUCUCACUCCCCUGUGGACACAGUGGUCUGUUUCCUUCCAGACCCAGCUCAGUGAUCCCCUCCUGCCUGACACCCUCAAGUUCUGCUUCUUCCCUGAUCCUAUGUCCUAUGUGUGUAUUCACUUAACAGCACCCUCAUGGCCUCCACUAGAUGGUAAACCGAAAUGAAGGGUCCAUCUCUCUGGCACCCAGGAGAUACCUAUGGACGGGAAGUUUUUUGAAAAGCAUAAAGGAUGUUGUUGGCAGAAAGAUAAAAAUCGCAGUGAAGAAGAAAGUAAAGGUGGAGGUUAAGGGAGACAAAGUGGAAAACAAGGUGCUGGUGCUCACGUCCUGCAGAGCCUUCCUCCUGACCGCGCGCAUCCCCACCAAGCUCGAGCUCACCUUCAGCUACCUGGAGAUCCAUGGCGUCUUCUGCAACAGGCCAGCCCAGAUGGUGGUGGAAACGGAGAAGUGCAGCGUCUCCAUGAAGAUGGCGUCCCCCGAGGACGUGAAUGACGUGCUGGCGCACAUUGGCUCCUGCUUGCGGAAGAUCUUCCCCGGCCUGUCUCCAGUGAGAAUCAUGAAGAAGGUCUCCAUGGAGCCAUCUGAACGCCUGGCCAGUCUCCAGGCCCUGUGGGACAGCCAGACUGUGGCAGAGCAGGGCCCCUGUGGUGGUUUUUCUCAGAUGUACGCCUGCGUGUGUGACUGGCUGGGAUUUGCCUACAGGGAAGAAGUACAGUGGGAUGUGGAUACGAUUUACCUGACACAAGACACCAGGGAGUUGAAUUUACAAGACUUCAGUCAUCUGGACCACAGGGACCUCAUCCCCAUCGUUGCUGCUCUGGAGUACAAUCAGUGGUUCACCAAGCUGUCUUCGAAGGACCUAAGACUGUCUGCUGACGUCUGCGAACAGAUCUUAAGGGUGGUGAGUCGGUCCAGUCGGCUGGAAGAACUGGUGUUGGAAAACGCUGGACUGCGAACAGAUUUUGCACAAAAACUGGCCAGUGCCCUAGCACAUAACCCCAACUCAGGGCUCCACACGAUCGACCUUGCUGGCAACCCGCUGGAGGACAGAGGUGUGUCCUCUUUAAGUAUUCAAUUUGCCAAACUCCCGAAGGGAUUAAAGCAUUUAAAUUUAUCUAAAACCUCACUAUCACCUAAAGGGGUGAACAGCCUUUCUCAGUCCCUCAGUGCCAACCCGCUGACCGCCUCCACCCUCACCCACCUGGACCUCUCAGGGAACACGCUCCGCGGAGACGACCUCUCGCACAUGUACAAUUUCUUGGCUCAGCCAAAUGCCAUUGCUCACCUGGACCUAUCCAACACAGAGUGCUCCGUGGACAUGGUCUGUGGUGCUCUCCUCCGCGGAUGCCUGCAGUACUUAGCUGUGCUCAAUCUCUCCAGAACCGUCUUCUCUCACCGGAAAGGAAAAGAAGUGCCCCCGUCCUUCAAGCAGUUCUUCAGCAGCUCCCUGGCUCUGAUGCACAUCAACCUCUCCGGCACAAAACUGUCUCCCGAGCCCUUAAAAGCGCUGUUGCUGGGCCUGGCUUGUAAUCACAGCUUGAAAGGGGUUUCUCUUGAUCUCAGCAACUGUGAGCUUGGCCAUUGUCUGAGGUCGGGGGGUGCGCAAGUCCUGGAGGGCUGCAUUGCUGAGAUCCACAACAUCACCAGCCUGGACAUCUCCGACAACGGUUUAGAAUCUGACCUCUCCACCUUAAUAGUGUGGCUCAGUAAAAACAGAUCAAUACAACACCUGGCGCUAGGCAAAAAUUUUAAUAAUAUGAAAUCCAAAAAUCUGACACCUGUGUUGGACAACUUAGUACAGAUGAUCCAAGAUGAAGAAUCACCUCUGCAGUCCUUGUCCCUGGCUGACUCCAAGCUCAAGGCCGAGGUCACCAUAAUCAUCAACGCCCUAGGAAGCAACACCUCCCUGACCAAAGUGGACAUCAGCGGGAACGGAAUGGGGGACAUGGGAGCAAAGAUGCUGGCCAAAGCCCUGCAGAUCAACACCAAGCUCAGGACUGUGAUCUGGGACAAGAACAACAUCACUGCCCAAGGCUUUCAGGACAUAGCUGUUGCUAUGGAAAAGAACUACACGCUGAGAUUCAUGCCGAUUCCCAUGUACGACGCCUCUCAAGCCCUUAAAACCAGCCCCGAGAAGACAGAAGAAGCUCUGCAAAAGAUAGAAAACUAUCUGCUGCGGAACCACGAGACCAGGAAGUACCUUCAAGAGCAGGCCUACCGCCUGCAGCAGGGCAUCGUCACCAGCACCACCCAGCAGAUGAUCGACAGGAUCUGUGUGAAAGUGCAGGACCACCUCAACUCCCUCCGCAACUGCGGGGGGGACGCCAUCCAGGAGGACCUGAAGACGGCGGAGCGGCUCAUGCGCGAUGCCAAGAACUCCAAGACGUUGUUACCAAAUUUAUACCACGUUGGUGGUACCUCCUGGGCAGGAGCCACUGGCCUGAUGUCCAGCCCCAUCCAUGAGACCCUGGAGUCGAUGGCUGGGGAAGUCACGAGAGUUGUGGACGAGCAGCUCAAGGCCCUGCUGGAAUCCAUGGUAGAUGCUGCUGAGAACCUCUGCCCCAACGUGAUGAAGAGAGCCCACAUCCGGCAAGACCUGAUUCAUGCCAGCACUGAGAAGAUCUCCAUCCCUCGCACCUUUGUUAAAAAUGUGCUGCUGGAGCAGUCUGGAAUCGACAUCCUAAACAAAAUCAGUGAGGUGAAGCUGACAGUGGCCUCCUUCCUGUCGGACCGGAUCGUGGACGAGAUCCUGGACGCGCUGUCGCACUGCCAUCACAAGCUGGCCGACCAUUUCAGCAGACGCGUGCAGACCCUCCCUCAGCAGGAGCCUGUCGAGGCCGAGCUGGCCGAGAAGCCGCCCAGGCGCUCCCUGGUGCCAGCGGAGGACCUGACGGAGGCGGAGCGCUUGGAGGACCUGGACGCGUGCAUGACUCUCUGCUGCACAAGCAUGACGCCUAAAUCCAAGAGGAAGAGCAUCCACAGCCGAAUGCUGCGGCCUGUGUCCAGGGCCUUUGAAAUGGAGUUUGACCUUGAUAAAGCCCUGGAAGAGGUGCCAAUUCACAUCGAAGACCCACCAUUCCCGUCCGCCAGGCAGGAGAAGCGGAGCUCAGGGUUCAUCUCCGAGCUGCCAUCGGAGGAGGGCAAGAAGCUGGAGCACUUCACCAAGCUGCGGCCCCGGAGGAACAAGAAGCAGCCGCCCACGCAGGCCGCGGUCUGUGCUGCCAACAUAGUCUCCCAAGAUGGAGAACAGAACGGUCUUAUGGGGAGAGUGGAUGAAGGUGUAGAUGAAUUUUUCACCAAGAAAGUGACCAAAAUGGAUUCCAAGAGGUCAUCCGCGAGAGGCUCCGAGUCCCACGAGCUCGCGGAAGGAGGGGACGAGAAGAAGAAGCGAGAUUCCCGGAGAAGCGGCUUUCUCAAUCUCAUCAAGUCCCGGUCCAAGUCCGAGCGGCCACCCACAAUUCUGAUGACAGAAGAGCCGUCCUCACCGAAAGGGGCAGUCAGAAGCCCAGCCCUGGACACGCCCAGGAAGGAGCCCAAGGCGGCCGAGCCCAGUGGCAGUGCCGAGCGCCCGGAGGACGCCAAGACGCCCGACUCCCUGGAGGAGAGUCCCGGGGAGGAGGGGCGGCCGGAGGGGCGGCUGGAGCGCAGCGACAGCAGGAGCAGCCCCCAGGGAGGGCGGCGGUACGGCGUGCAGGUGAUGGGCAGCGGCCUGCUGGCCGAGAUGAAGGCCAAGCAGGAGAAGAGGGCCGCGUGCGCACAGAAGAAGCUUGGCAACGAGGCCGUCUCCCAGGACUCCCCCGGCAGCCCGGCCUUGAGCAGCACAGAGCGGUUGGACGGCGGAGGGGCAGUGCCUAAACUGCCUCCAGGUCUCCCAGAAAACCGCUUUGGUCUGGGAACACCAGAAAGGAGCAGCAAAGCAGAGCCCAAGGUGGAGGUGGGCUCCAGGUCUCGGAGUUCGUCCAGCAACCCCACCAGCCCCAAGCCCCUCCUGCAGUCCCCCAAGCCCUCCCUGGCAGCACGGCCCAGCAUCCCGCAGAAACCAAGAGCCGCCUCCCGGCCCGAGGAUGCCCCGGACUCUCCAUCCGGUCCCAGUUCCCCUAAAGUCGCCCUUCUUCCUCCUGCCUUGAAGAAAGUGCCCGUGGACAAGGACAGAGACAGCCAGAACAGCCCCCAGCCCAGCCCCCGCGUGUUUUCCCAGGAAGUUUCAAGGAGAAGCUGGGGCCAGCAGGCCCAGGAGUAUCAGGAGCAGAAGCAGCAGCGGCCCUCCAGUAAAGACGGCCCCCAGGGCAGCAAGUCAAGUGACUCGGGAGAGGAGGCCGAGAAAGAGUUUAUUUUUGUGUGAAGGUCCCCGGGCAGAGUCUCACUGUGCAGGUGCGUGUGGCCCUCAGAGAGGAGGGCGCCUCCUCUACUCUUGGUGCUCUCUUCUUUCUUCUUCCUCCUUUCGGAGCAUAACAACAGAUCCAUUCCUGGUCUCAAAGCACACUUCUGGUCUUCCCGUCCUUCGCACUGGAUUCUAAACCUUGCUUCACAAGCUUUCAGCAAAAGCCAGCAGUUAUUCCAUGGGCCCUCCUUGAACUUCUCUGAGGCAGCUACAAAUUGCCCGGCAAGAUGAGUCUUUGGAGGUCAAAGCGUAGCUGCACACACACGCACAGGUGCUCCACCCCGAGACCCAGGGCACUGCCGACCGUGCCUGUCACAUCUGCCCAUGACUGGAUAGAGCGGUUUAUUCUUGAUGUAAGCAUUGCACAUUGUAAUUAUAUUAACAGAGCACACUAAUAAAUAAUUUGUAUAAAUUAUAUUUAUUAGAUCUUGGUAUGGUUUUUACAUUCUCCCAUGGGGAACUUCUUCCUUCCUGAAGUGGAAUUGUACAUUUAAAGGUUAGUUGGUGGCCUUCGGGUGCCAUCAACAAGCACAGCUGAGAAUGGAGUGAGCUUGGUCCAUGUGGAUUCUUCCAUGUGCCCAGAUCAAUGUACAUAUUUGAUUGGAAUGAAGUUUUAUGAAUAUUCAUGUUUUGGAAGGCCUUUAAUUUCUGCUGCAUUUUAGGUUUUAAUGUGUGGUUUUAAGAGAGAAUACUUUGACACCUGUAAAAAGAAAUCAGAAUACUACUCUUUUAUAAGACAUUUCACAAAUAUUCACUUGCAUUACAGGCUGAAAGUAUUUUAUUCAUAUGUAUAUUUAUACCAAUAAAAUGAUUUUACAAGCGGAA